Messenger RNA from Coregonus sp. 'balchen', 39862 nucleotides. Lineage: Eukaryota; Metazoa; Chordata; Actinopteri; Salmoniformes; Salmonidae. The record is from the annotation of a GenBank genome assembly.
AUGGUAAAGGUCAAAAUAGAUUCUAUAUAAAUAAAAGGUAUUUGAAACUGUUAUUGAUACAAAUAAAAUGUAAUAAAAUUUUAUUGGUCACAUGUGCCGAAUAUAACAGGUGUUGACCUUGAAAUCAUUACUUACAAGCCCGUAACCAACAAUGCAGUUAAGAAAAAUAAGAGUUAAGAAAAUAUUGACUAAAUAAACUAAAGUUUUAAAAAAGUAACAAAAUAAAAUAACAAUAACGAGGCUAUAUACAGGGGGUACCGAGUCAAUGUGCAGGGGUACAGGUUAGUCGAGGUAAUUGAGGUAAAAUGUACAUCAUGUCAAUGUGUUAAUGUCAGAAAUCUAAAUACACUAUAUUCAUUGGUGCUUUAAUAAUGGUAUACUUGUUGCUGUUCAUCAAGUCUGUCUAUCCUUUAUCUGAUGUUCACUGAUCUGAUGUCCUAGGGACAUCCAGGACCUCGUGCACAACAAGGGCCCAAGGGAUCCAAAGGAGAUCAAGUAAGGAUGUCAAACAUUAUCACCAUAUUUGUUGCACACACCUAAACAUUGCAUAGUCUUUGUGUUUGGGUGUGUCUGUGAGUGAAAAUCUGAAUGUAUGCCUGUGUGCUGUCGUCUUUCUGCCACGUAAAGUUUGGCGUGUUGAUCUGCUUUUCAUUUCUCUUAUGUCCAGAAGAUCAGUUCAAAUCUAAACAUGUAGCCGUGUUUAUUGUUCUAUCUGUCAACAUGUUACUUACUGAACUGUGCAGAUAGUGCACAUUUAUCCACAUAUGACCCUGACUCUUAACUAUACACAACUCAUACCGGGGCAUUAGCCAUUCUCAUGCCAUUUUGACAGGGCCUUUCGCCAUUUCUAUGUGAAUUUAGUAUUGUUUGUUUUUUUCAGUUUUUCUCUCUUUCUCUCUCUCGCUCUCUCUUUCAUUCUCUGUUUAGGGUCAGAAAGGCAAACCGGGUCAGAGAGGAGAAUCUGGAAGCAGAGGAUCGCUGGUAAGGAGUAGAUUUCUCUCUGGUCCUGUCUCUAGUCCAUGGCUGAUUAUGUUAUCAGCAUUUUGUUUAGGCUACAUUUCAGUCUUCAUAUAUUUACAUUUACAAUUACGUCAUUUAGCAGACGCUCUUAUCCAGAGCGACUUACAAAUUGGUGCAUUCACCUUAUAGCCAGUGGGAUAACCACUUUACAAUGUGUUUUUAUUUUUUUGUUUUUUGUUUUUAUAUUUUUUAUUAUUAUUAUUAUUAUUAUUAUUAUUAUUAUUAUUUAUUUAUUUUUUGGGGGGGGGGUGGUUUGGGGUAAGGGAGGGGUAGAAGGAUUACUUUAUCCUAUCCCAGGUAUUCCUUAAAGAGGUGGGGUUUCAAAUGUCUCCGGAAGGUGGUGAGUGACUCCGCUGUCCUGGCGUCGUGAGGGAGCUUGUUCCACCAUUGGGGUGCCAGAGCAGCGAACAGUUUUGACUGGGCUGAGCGGGAACUAUGCUUCCGCAGAGGAAGGGGAGCCAGCAGGCCAGAGGUGGAUGAACGCAAUGCCCUCGUUUGGGUGUAGGGACUGAUCAGAGCCUGAAGGUACGGAGGUGCCGUUCCCCUCACAGCUCCAUAGGCAAGCACCAUGGUCUUGUAACAGAUGCGAGCUUCAACUGGAAGCCAGUGGAGUGUGCGGAGGAGGGGGGUGACGUGAGAGAACUUGGGAAGGUUGAACACCAGACGGGCUGCGGCAUUCUGGAUGAGUUGUAGGGGUUUAAUGGCACAGGCAGGGAGCCCAGCCAACAGCGAGUUGCAGUAAUCCAGACGGGAGAUGACAAGUGCCUGGAUUAGGACCUGUGCCGCUUCCUGUGUAAGGCAGGGUCGUACUCUCUGAAUGUUGUAGAGCAUGAACCUACAGGAUCGGGUCACCGCCUUGAUGUUAGCGGAGAACGACAGGGUGUUGUCCAGGGUCACGCCAAGGCUCUUCGCACUCUGGGAGGAGGACACAACGGAGUUGUCAACCGUGAUGGCGAGAUCAUGGAACAGGCAGUCCUUCCCCGGGAGGAAGAGCAGCUCCGUCUUGCCAAGGUUCAGCUUGAGGUGGUGAUCCAUCAUCCAUACUGAUAUGUCUGCCAGACAUGCAGAGAUGUGAUUCGCCACCUGGUUAUCAGAAGGGGGAAAGGAGAAGAUUAGUUGUGUGUCGUCAGCGUAGCAAUGACAGGAGAGGCCAUGUGAGGAUAUGACAGAGCCAAGUGACUUGGUGUAUAGCGAGAAUAGGAGAGGGCCUAGAACUGAGCCCUGGGGGACACCAGUGGUGAGAGCACAUGGUGCGGAGACAACUUCUCGCCACGCCACUUGGUAGGAGCGACCGGUCAGGUAGGACGCAAUCCAAGAGUGAGCCGCGCCGGAGAUGCCCAGCUCGGAGAGGGUGGAGAGGAGGAUCUGAUGGAUGAUAUAUCACAGCAUGCUGUAUUUCGGCUAAUGGUUGGACAUGACCUCAUGUUUUCUAAAGGUUUUCAUGGCUGAUCUUCAAAACUUGAGUGGAACAAAAACAGCAUAGACAGAACUGUCAUAGACUAUCAUAGAGAGAAACGGGUUUGUUUGCUAAAGUUCAAAUCAGAGUUUGGUUGUGCAUCUCACCUUGAUUUCAAUUGCACUGUUUGUCAGACAUCACUUAUGUAGCAUCAUAUUUUUUAAAACCAACUUAUGAGCGGGUUUUAGAAGAUAUAAAUCAUAAUGUAUCAAGGAAUAUAAGCAACAUUCUUUACACAUUAGCAUAUUAUUAUACAACAUUAACUUAAUACACCAUUUGACAAUUAUUUAGCCUAAGCCUACUUUGACAUAGGCCUAAUGCAAAAACAAUUUUAAAAGACUUGCACCCUACAAAGGCCUAGAUUCAAUCAGUUCAGCGUUAACCCGUGAUAACCGACACCUGCAUAGCAGAUCAUUGUUUUUAUUUAGGCAGUAUAUCAGAGGUGUAAAUGCGUUGGAGCUGUCAAAUUGGUGAGUGGCUGCUCUUGUGGUCAUUGCCACUAAGCCACAACCAACUCGCGUUAGAAGUUCAGAACAAGAAAGUGUAAGGUAUAUAGAAAUAAUUACACUCAAAUUUAAAAUCAUUAAACAAAAACAUUUGGAUUUCUAUCAGCCUAAUUGAGGUGUAGAUUACAUCUCACAUUCCUGUGUUCGAACUUGUAGACAAGGCUGUAUGGGAAUUCUACUAAUGCGACUCUGUGCAGCCAAUGGCAAUGUCCGCUUUAGGUAUAAUGCCGAGAUGUGGGUUUGACAGCUAUAAUGCAGUUCUGGCAAGCGUGUGUUGGCUAGUGGGAAUCUGAUUGAAUCUAGCCCUUAGUCUUAUACUCAGCUGUGCCAUACCAUUCAAUUUUGGUGACAGAUUUUCUAGAUAAUCGUGUUUUCUAAAGGUUUUCAUGGCUGAUCUUCAAAACCUGAGUGGAACAAAAACAGCAUAGACAGAACUGUCAUAGAGAGAAACUGGUUUGUUUGCUAAAGUUCAAAUCAGAGUUUAGUUGUGCAUCUCACCUUGAUUUCAAUUGCACUGUUUGUCAGACGUCACUUACAGUGGGGAGAACAAGUAUUUGAUACACUGCCGAUUUUGCAGGUUUUCCUACUUACAAAGCAUGUAGAGGUCUGUAAUUUUUUAUCAUAGGUACACUUCAACUGUGAGAGACGGAAUCUAAAACAAAAAUCCAGAAAAUCACAUUGUAUGAUUUUUAAGUAAUUAAUUUGAAUUUUAUUGCAUGACAUAAGUAUUUGAUCACCUACCAAUCAGUAAGAAUUCCGUCUCUCACAGACCUGUUAGUUUUUCUUUAAGAAGCCCUCCUGUUCUCCACUCAUUACCUGUAUUAACUGCACCUGUUUGAACUCGUUACCUGUAUAAAAGACACCUGUCCACACACUCAAUCAAACAGACUCCAACCUCUCCACAAUGGCCAAGACCAGAGAGAUGUGUAAGGACAUCAGGGAUACAAUUGUAGACCUGCACAAGGCUGGGAUGGGCUACAGGACAAUAGGCAAGCAGCUUGGUGAGAAGGCAACAACUGUUGGCGCAAUUAUUAGAAAAUGGAAGAAGUUCAAGAUGACGGUCAAUCACCCUCGGUCUGGGGCUCCAUGCAAGAUCUCACCUCGUGGGGCAUCAAUGAUCAUGAGGAAGGUGAGGGAUCAGCCCAGAACUACACGGCAGGACCUAGUCAAUGACCUGAAGAGAGCUGGGACCACAGUCUCAAAGAAAACCAUUAGUAACACACUACGCCGUCAUGGAUUAAAAUCCUGUAGCGCAUGCAAGGUCCCCCUGCUCAAGCCAGCGCAUGUCCAGGCCCAUCUGAAGUUUGCCAAUGACCAUCUGGAUGAUCCAGAGGAGGAAUGGGAGAAGGUCAUGUGGUCUGAUGAGACAAAAAUAGAGCUUUUUGGUCUAAACUCCACUCGCCGUGUUUGGAGGAAGAAGAAGGAUGAGUACAACCCCAAGAACACCAUCCCAACCGUGAAGCAUGGAGGUGGAAACAUCAUUCUUUGGGGAUGCUUUUCUGCAAAGGGGACAGGACAACUGUACCGUAUUGAGGGGAGGAUGGAUGGGGCCAUGUAUCGCGAGAUCUUGGCCAACAACCUCCUUCCCUCAGUAAGAGCAUUGAAGAUGGGUCGUGGCUGGGUCUUCCAGCAUGACAACGACCCGAAACACACAGCCAGGGCAACUAAGGAGUGGCUCCAUAAGAAGCAUCUCAAGGUCCUGGAGUGGCCUAGCCAGUCUCCAGACCUGAACUCAAUAGAAAAUCUUUGGAGGGAGCUAAAAGUCUGUAUUGCCCAGCGACAGCCCCGAAACCUGAAGAAUCUGGAGAAGGUCUGUAUGGAGGAGUGGGCCAAAAUCCCUGCUGCAGUGUGUGCAAACCUGGUCAAGACCUACAGGAAACGUAUGAUCUCUGUAAUUGCAAACAAAGGUUUCUGUACCAAAUAUUAAGUUCUGCUUUUCUGAUGUAUCAAAUACUUAUGUCAUGCAAUAAAAUGCAAAUUAAUUACAUAAAAAUCAUACAAUGUGAUUUUCUGGAUUUUUGUUUUAGAUUCCGUCUCUCACAGUUGAAGUGUACCUAUGAUAAAAAUUACAGACCUCUACAUGCUUUGUAAGUAGGAAAACCUGCAAAAUCGGCAGUGUAUCAAAUACUUGUUCUCCCCACUGUAUGUAGCAUCAGCUGAGGGGUUUCAUUCCUAAACGCUAUGUCCACCAUUUUUUCACAUUUGUGUUUUUUCAUCAGAAAUGAAUGCUUAGGAGUCCUUUAUGUGGGUGUAAAAUUGUCCUGUUCUCAGAUUUUUCAUUAAUAGUUUUUAGAUAUAUAUAUCACAACCACACAACUACUAUAUACAUUUACAUUUACAUUUUAGUCAUUUAGCAGACGCUCUUAUCCAGAGCGACUUAUAUCCAUUGAUUAGCUGGAAUGGAACAUUCGUAUCCUGUAUAUUUUGCAAACUGAUCUUAUGUUACUGUAUUGAUACAUUUUUUAAAUAUUUCUUUGUAUCAGAUGUAUCAUUUGUACAGUUCUUUAUUAAAAAUGAAAUUAUUUUUCACAUUUGACUGUGUAAAACCUUGCAGUGCUGUACUAAACCUGGUUACAUUGAUAGUCAGCCAUAUUAAUUAUAAGAUUCCUGUGAUAUGUGAGAAAGAUACAACACCAGCUCACACCAAAAACUUGACAGGGAAUACUCACACAUUUGGUGCUGAUGGCUCGUCCUUUUUCUUUAUCCUUCUUCCUUCUUUUGUCUUUCUUCUUCCUCAGGGUGUGGUUGGUCUCCAUGGCCCGAGAGGCGUGGUGGGGCGAGAGGGGCUGGAGGGCGUGCCAGGUGUAGACGGAGUCUCAGGGAAGGACGGGUCCAAAGGCAUGCCAGUGAGUAGAGCAUGUGGAGAGAGAGUGCCUUACCACUUGUGGAAAUUUUGGUAAGGGCAGCACAUUAUAAAUAUACAACAAUUCACGAAAUUCAAAUUCGUAGGUGUCUAUGGUAAAGCAAUGUGCUAGUCAUGAUUAAGAAGACUGUACCUAACUUAGAACCAAUUAUAACAAUGCACUGUAAUAAAGCAAUGUUAUACCGUGUAGUAAAGCAAAAUUACACAUUCAUAUUGCCAAAGAAAAAUGGUUGAACAAUUCACCAAGACACAAGAAAAACAUUUGGGAACAUUUAUGAGAAUUUGUAAGUAAUUAGACAACUAUUAACUUAAUUAACUAGUUGAAUCAUGAUGGCCGAAAUAAAUAAUACGAACUAGAUGGUAACUUUACAAGUAAAGUUGUGGGGGUCUUUAAAAGUAUUUUUGUGGUAGUGGAAGACGUUUAAAAAGUUGUACUUUAAUUAUACUAUUUGAAUAGUGAAAUAAUUUCAAAUGGCCAUCGAUAGUCAGUUGUGGUCAGUAGUUUUGGACAGUAGUUGCUGUCAGUAGUAGUGGUCAGUAGUUGUGUGGUUGUGGUCAGUAGUUGUGUGGUCAGUAGUUGUGUGGUUGUGGUCAGUAGUUGUGUGGUCAGUAGUUGAGUGGUUCAGUAGUUGUGGUCAGUAGUUGUGUGGUUGUGGUCAGUAGUUGUGUGGUCAGUAGUUGUGUGGUUGUGGUCAGUAGGUGUGUGGUCAGUAGUUGGGUGGUUGUGGUUAGUAUUUGUGGUCAGUAGUUGUGGUUAGUAUUUGUGUGGUUGUGGUCAGUAGGUUAGGUCAGUAGUUGUGGUCAGUAGUUGUGUGGUCAGUAGUUGUGGUCAUUAGUUUUGUCUUUGUGAUCAGUAGUUGUGGUCAGUAGUUGGGUGGUUGUGGUUAGCAUUUGUGGUCAGUAGUUGUGGUUAGUAGUUGUGUGGUUGUGGUCAUUAGGUUAGGUCAGUAGUUGUGGUCAGUAGUUGUGUGGUCAGUAGUUGUGGUCAUUAGUUUUGUCUUUGUGAUCAGUAGUUGUGGUCAGUAGUUGUGGUCAGUAGUGGUCAGUAGUUUUAGUAAGACGGUUGUGUGGUUCAGUAGUUGUGUGGUUGUGGUCAGUAGUUGUGUAGUUCAGUAGUUGUGGCCAGUAGUUGUGUGGUUGUGAUCAGUAGUUGUAGUUAGUAGUUGUGGUCAGUAGUCGUCAGUCAUUUUGUGGUCAGUAGUUGUGGUUCAGUAGUUCUGAGCAGUAGUUGUGUGGGCAGUAGUUGUGUGGUUGUAUGGUUAUGGUCAGUAGUUGUGGUCAGUAGUUGUAUGGUCAGCUGUUGUGGUCAGUAGUUGACUUUUUCAGUAGUUGUGUGGUCAACAGUUGUGGUGUUGUGUGGUCAGUAGUUUUGUUCAGUGGUUGUGGUCAGUAGUUGUGUGGUCAGUUGUUGUGUGCUCAAUAGUUAUGUGGUUGUGGUCAGUAGUUGUGUGGUUCAGUAGUUUUGUGGUCACUAUUUGUGUGGUUGUGGUCAGUAGUCGUGUGGUUGUGGUUAAUAGUUGUAGUCAGUAGUUGUAUGGUCAGCUGUUGUGGUCAGUAGUUGACUUUUUCAGUAGUUGUGUGGUCAACAGUUGUGGUGUUGUGUGGUCAGUAGUUUUGUUCAGUGGUUGUGGUCAGUAGUUGUGUGGUCAGUUGUUGUGUGCUCAAUAGUUAUGUGGUUGUGGUCAGUAGUUGUGUGGUUCAGUAGUUUUGUGGUCACUAUUUGUGUGGUUGUGGUCAGUAGUCGUGUGGUUGUGUGUCACGAUCGUCGUUACAGGAAGCGGACCAAAGCGCAGCGUGUUGCACGAACAUGAUGCUUUAUUUAAUUAAAGCGAAACACGAAACAACAAAACAAAUAACGAUUCGUGAAGUCCACAGUGACAAUGACUGACUAGGAACAAAAACCCACAAAACACAAAGUGAAACACAGACAGUUAAAUAUGGCUCCCAAUCAGAGACAACCAGCACACAGCUGACACUCGUUGCCUCUGAUUGGGAGUCAUUCAUUCAAACAUAGAAAUGAACCCAACAGAAAUACCAACAUAGAAAUACACCCAAUGAAUGAACACACCCUGGCUCAACAUAAUGAGUCCCAGAACCAGGGUGUGACAGUACCCCCCCCUAAAGGCGCGGACUGCGACCGCGCCUCAAUAAGAGCUAAACAGGGGAGGGCUGGGUGGGCAUACCUCCUCGGCGGCGGUUCUGGCUCCGGCCUUGCCCACCACCCUCCAAUCAACCCCCCAUAGCGCCCCUGGUCCGGUCUGACCCCGCUGGCUGGAUCUGGACUGGACAUUGACGGAGCGGAUUGCUUACGCUCCGUUGUGGAGCAGCUGACCGGUCUUACCAGGCUGACGACUCGCACCCCUGGCUUGGUGCGAGUGGCAGGAACGGGCUGGACCAGGCUGACGACUCGCACCCCUGGCUUGGUGCGAGUGGCAGGAACGGGCUGGACCAGGCUGACGACGCACACCGUAGGCUUGGUGCGUGGAGCAGGGACAGGCCGGGCUGGGCUGUCGACGCACACCGUAGGCUUGGUGCGUGGAGCAGGGACAGGCCGGACAGGACUGUCGACGCACACCGUAGGCUUGGUGCGUGGAGCAGGGACAGGCCGGGCUGGGCUGGCGACGCACACCGUAGGUUUGGUGCGUGGAGCAGGAACAGGCCGGGCUGGGCUGGCGACGCACACCGUAGGCUUGGUGCGUGGAGCAGGAACAGGCCGGGCAGGGCUGUCGACGCACACUGUAGGCUUGGUGCGUGGAGCAGGGACAGGCCGGGCUGGGCUGGCGAUGCACACCGUAGGUUUGGUGCGUGGAGCAGGGACAGGCCGGGCUGGGCUGGCGACGCACACCGUAGGCUUGGUGCGUGGAGCAGGAACAGGCCGGGCAGGGCUGUCGACGCACACCGUAGGCUUGGUGCGCGGAGCAGGGACAGGCCGGGCAGGGCUGGCGACGCACACCGUAGGUUUGAUGCGUGGAGCAGGGACAGGCCGGGCUGGGCUGGCGACGCACACCGUAGGUUUGAUGCGUGGAGCAGGGACAGGCCGGGCUGGGCUGGCGACGCACACCGUAGGUUUGGUGCGUGGAGCAGGGACAGGCCGGGCUGGGCUGGCGACGCACACCGUAGGCUUGGUGCGUGGAGCAGGAACAGGCCGGGCAGGGCUGUCGACGCACACCGUAGGUUUGGUGCGUGGAGCAGGGACAGGCCGGACCGUACUGGGAACACACACCACUGGCUUUAAAUGGGGAUCAGGAACGGGCCGGACCGGACUGGCAAUACACCUCAGUCCCUCUCGCCGUGCCUCUACGACUUCCUUCCCUCCUCUCGCCAAUGGCUCCCGUAACCCGGUGGCCUUCUCUCCUCUUCUCCUAUUUCGCCCUGUGGCAGCCUCCUGCUGCCCAGUGGCCCAUGCCGUGUGCCCCCCCCUAAAAAAUUCUUGGGGGUGCCUCUCGUCCGUCCGACGAUGGCACUGCUGAUGCCGCUGCUCCUCUCUCGCCAGGGCCUUGAUCCUACCCCAAGGUCCCUUGCCCCCGAGCAUGUCCUCCCAGGACCACACUUUGCCCACCUGGGCCAUCGCCAGCCUCUCCAUCUCCUUUCCUGGCGCUUCCUCCCAUGACCAGGCUGCCUGCUCCUGGACACGCUGCUUGGUCGUUGUAUGGUGGGUUUUUCUGUCACGAUCGUCUAGUAGCGAAGUAGACCAAGGCGCAGCGUGUGAAAUAAACAUGACUUUAUUUAAUUAAAGUUUCUAACUACAAACAAAACACGAUUCGUGAAGUCCACAGUGACAAUGACUGACUAGGAACAAAAACCCACAAAACACAAAGUGAAACACAGACAGUUAAAUAUGGCUCCCAAUCAGAGACAACCAGCACACAGCUGACACUCGUUGCCUCUGAUUGGGAGUCAUUCAUUCAAACAUAGAAAUGAACCCAACAGAAAUACCAACAUAGAAAUACACCCAAUGAAUGAACACACCCUGGCUCAACAUAAUGAGUCCCAGAACCAGGGUGUGACAUUGUGGUUAGUAGUUGUGGUCAGGAGUUGUGUUCAGUAGUUGUGUGGUUGUGGUCAGUAGUUGUGUGGUUCAGUAGUUGUGUGGUUGUGGUCAGUAGUUGUCUUUUUCAGUAGUUGUGUGGUCAAUAGUUGUGUUGUUGUGGUCAGUAGUUGUGUGGUUGUGGUUAGUAGUUGUGGUCAGGAGUUGUGUUCAGUAGUUGUGUGGUUGUGGUCAGUAGUUGUGUGGUCAGUUGUUGUGUGGCUGUGGUCAGUAGUUGUCUUUGACAGUAGUUGUGUGUCAAUAGUUGUGUGGUUGUGGUCAGUAGUUGUGUGGUUAGUAGUCUUGUGUUCACUAUUUGUGUGGUUGUGGUCAGUAGUUGUGUGGUUCAGUAGUUGUGUGGUUCAGUAGUUGUGUGGUCAGUAGGUGUGGUCAUUAGUUGUAUGGUUAUGGUCAGUAGUUGUGGUCAGUAGUUGUGUGGUCAGCUGUUGUGGUCAGUAGUUGACUUUUUCAGUAGUUGUGUGGUCAACAGUUGUGGUGUUGUGUGGUCAGUAGUUUUGUUCAGUGGUUGUGGUCAGUAGUUGUGUGGUCAUGUGGUUGUGGUCAGUAGUUGUGUGGUUCAGUAGUUUUGUGGUCACUAUUUGUAUGGCUGUGGUCAGUAGUCAUGUGGUUGUGGUUAGUAGUUGUGGUCAGGAGUUGUGUUCAGUAGUUGUGUGGUUGUGGUCAGUAGUUGUGUGGUUCAGUAGUUGUGUGGUUGUGGUCAGUAGUUGUCUUUUUCAGUAGUUAUGUGGUCAAUAGUUGUGUUGUUGUGGUCAGUAGUUGUGUGGUUGUGGUUAGUAGUUGUGGUCAGGAGUUGUGUUCAGUAGUUGUGUGGUUGUGGUCAGUAGUUGUGUGGUCAGUUGUUGUGUGGUUGUGGUCAGUAGUUGUCUUUUUCAGUAGUUGCCUGGUCAAUAGUAGUGUUAAUGGGGUCAGUAGUUGUGUGGUCAGUAGUUUUGUUCAGUGGUUGUGGUCAGUAUUUGUGUGGUCAGUUGUUGUGUGGCUGUGGUCAGUAGUUGUCUUUGUCAGUAGUUGUGUGUCAAUAGUUGUGUGGUUGUGGUCAGUAGUUGUGUGGUUAGUAGUCUUCUGGUCACUAUUUGUGUGGUUGUGGUCAGUAGUUGUGUGGUUGUGGUCAGGAGUUGUGGUCAGUAGUUGUGGUCAGUAGUUGUGGUAAUUGUGUUGUGGUCAGUAGUUGUGUGGUCAGUAGUUGUGGUCAGUAGUUGUGGUCAGUAGUUAUGGUCAGUAGGUGUGGUCAGUAGUUGUGUUGUGGUCAGUAGUUGUGGACAGGAGUUGUGUAGUCAGUAGCUGUGUAGUUGUUGUCAGUAGUUGUGUGGUUGUGGUCAGUAAUUGUGGUCAGUAGUUGUGGUCUGUAGUUGUGUUGUAGUGAGUAGUUGUGGUUGUGGUCAGUAGUUAUCUUUUUCAGUAAUUGCUAGGUCAAUAGUUGUGUGGAUGUGUUGUCUGUAGUUUUGUUCAGUGGUUGUGGUCAGUAGUUGUUUGGUCAGUUGUUGUGUGGUUGUAGUCAGUACUUGUCUUUGUCAGUAGUUGUGUGGUCAAUAGUUGUGUGUUUGUGGUCAGUAGUUGUGUUGUAGUGAGUAGUUGUGGUUGUGGUCAGUAGUUAUCUUUUUCAGUAAUUGCGAGGUCAAUAGUUGUGUGGUUGUGUUGUCUGUAGUUAUGUGGUUAUGGUCAGUAGUUGUGGUCAGGAGUUUUGUUCAGUGGUUGUGGUCAGAUGAUGUGUGGUUCAGUGGUUGUGGUGAGUAGUUGUCUUUUUCAGUAGUUGUGGAGUCAAUAGUUGUGUUGUGUGGUCAGUAGUUUUGUUCAGUGGUUGUGGUCAGUAGUUGUUUGGUCAGUUGAUGUGUGGUGGUGGUCAGUACUUGUCUUUGUCAGUAGUUGUGUGGUCAAUAGUUGUGUGUUUGUGGUCAGUAGUUGUGUUGUUCAGUAGUUGUGUGGUCACUAUUUGCGUGGUUGUGGUCAGUAGUUGUGUGGUUCUUCUCAGUAGUUGAGGUCAAGAGUUAUGUGGUUGUGGUUAGGAGUUGUGGUCAGGAGUUGUAGUCAGUAGUUGUGGUGUGGUCAGUAGUUGUGGUCAGUAGUUGUGUGGUUAGUAGCUGUGUGGUUGUGGUCAGUAGUUCUGGGGUUGUGGUCUGUUGUAGUGAUGUUGUAGUGAGUAGUUGUUGUCAGUAGUUGUGUGGUCAGUUGUUGUUUGGUUGUGGCCAGUAGUUGUCUUUUUCAGUAGUUGUAGUAGCUGGCAUGUAUAGUGUUGAGUCAUAUGCAUACAUAGACAUACUGGCUUUACUCAAGGCCAAUGGCAUGUCGUUAGUAAAUAUUGAAAAAAGUAAGGGGCCUAGACAGCUGCCCUGGGGAAUUCCUGAUUCUACCUGGAUUAUGUUGGAGAGACUUCCAUUAAAGAACACCCUCUGUGUUAGACAGGUAACUCUUUCUCCACAAUAUAGGAGGGGGUGUAAAGCCAUAACAAAUAUGUUUUUCCAUCAGCAGACUAUGAUGGAUAAUGUCAAAAGCUGCACUGAAGUCUAAUAAAACAGCUCCCACAAUCUUUUUAUUAUCAAUUUCUCUCAACCAAUCAUCAGUAAUUUGUGUAAGUGCUUAUUGAAUGUCCUUCCCUACACUUACCUAUAAACAAUUUCAAAGAUUUUGUUGAGUUACAGUUCAUAUAAGGAAAUCAGUCAAUUUGUAUAAAUUCAUUAGUCCCUAAUCUAUGGAUUUCACAUGACUGGGCAAGGGCGCAGCUAGGGAUGGGCCUGGGAUGGCAUAGGCCCACCAACUUGGGAGCCAGGCCAACCCACUGGGAAGCCAGGCCCAGCCAAUCAGAAUGAGUUUUUCCACACAAAAGGGCUUUAUUACAGACAGAAAUACCCCUCUGCACCCCCCUUAUUGUGCAUAUGGAUCAUUUCUGGGAUCUUUUAUUUCAGCUCAUGAAACAUGGGACCAGCACUUUACAUGUUGCGUUUAUAUUUUUGUUCAGUGUACUUUUGCUUCCCUCCAGGCCUGAGGGCACACACUUUCUAGUAGGCUUAGAUUGACGAUAUCGCAUAUAAGAGUGGCAAUAUCGUCCGCUAUUAUCCUCAGUAAUAUUCCAUCCAAGUUGUCAGACUACGGUGCCUUGUCAGACGAGCUAAAUGCCUUUUAUGCUCGCUUUGAGGCUCCCCAGUGGGUGCGCCUGGCUCCCAAGUGGGUGGGUUUAUGCCCUCCCAGGCCCACCCAUGGCUGCACCCCUACCCAGUCAUGUGAAAUCCAUAGAUUAGGGAAUAAUGAAUUUAUUUGAAUUGACUGAUUUCCUUAUAUGAACUGACUCAGUCAAAUUGUUGAAGUUGUUUCAUGUUGCGUUUAUAUUUUUGUUCAGUAUAGAAAGUUGAUGGGUUACUAAAACAGAUUUAUCUACUGAUUGGUGACACUAUUCCUAUUAUUUUCUGAUUUGAAAAGCAGGGAAGGCGAGGAAGAUUUCAUACGCUCUAAGUUUUUGUCUGACAUGUUGGGGGAGUGGUCAAAAACGGCAGUUGUUUGGAAAAAGUUGGGACAAAAUGUGUUAACACAGUUACUAAAACAGCUGUAUCAUUAGAGCCAUAGUGGAUAUUUUGGUUCCGUAGCCAGAUUUGAAUAGCAGAGAAGUAGACGAAGAUGUCAGACCCUCUAACUUUUUGUCGAACUUGUUGGGGAAGUGGUCAAAACAUCCAAAAAGUUACAGAAGAUGUUGUUGAUGCGGUUACCAAAACAGCUGUAUUGUUAGAUCCGUAUCGGAUAUUUCUGUUAUUAUUUCAAAUUUGAAUAGCAGACAAGUAGACCAAGAUGUCAUACCCUCUAACUUUUUGUCUAAGUUAUUAGAAAAGUGGUCAAAGUAGCUGAUUUGUGUCAAAAGUUGUAUUAUAAACUGGGUGGUUCGAGCCCUGAAUGCUGAUUGGCUGACAGCCAUGGUAUAUCAGACCGCAUACCAUGCGUAUGACAAAACAUGUAUUUUUACUGCUCUAAUUACAUUGGUAAACAGUUUAUAAUAGCAAUAAGGCACCUCGGGGGUUUGUGAUAUAUGGCCAAUAUACCACGGCUAAGGGCUGUGUCCAGGCAAUCCGCGUUGCGUCAUGCAUAAGAACAGCCAUUAGCUGUGCUAUAUUGGCCAUAUACCACACCUCCUCGGACCUUAUUGCUUAAUUGUUGCAUUAUCAGUGAAUGGAAGUUGGAAGUGAUGAUGUCACAAUGGGGAGCUUUAGAAUGUUGAGGAACUGCCAUGAAAAUAAGGACAAAAAAAAGUAUAAAAAUAUAUCAAAAAGUUAUAUACAAGCAACUCAAGCGAGACCAUUCUCCACGUUUUAAAGUUUGAACGGCAUUUCUAGCUUAAACGGUGUAAGAGGAGUAGCGUGCUAAAGAAUAAUAAUAAGAAGAAGCAGUAUGUCGAAGAUGGAAGCUGGGGCUCCUGCUUCGCAUUCUCCACAAUAAGAAUACCCAAUGAAUAAUAAUGAUAAACAGGACAAUACAGUACAAAAAAUAUACUCUCUCUCUCUCUGUAGGGCGAGCAUGGUGACGAUGGUGAGUUCGGUCUCCCUGGCAUAGCUGGUUACCGUGGAAAAGUGGGCGGGCCGGGACUGCCGGGCGAUCAGGGAACCUUCGGACCAAAGGUAAGAGAGAUGGAAAUGGUGUAUUUGAGUGUAUGGAGGAAGGGUUUUCAUCACGGUGUAAACAUAGGCUAAGGAUAAGUGAAUGACAAUUCCAAUUCAAUAAUUGUAAAAUGGUCAUUAAAUCCUUUUCGAUUCAUCCCCUGAAUUAAAAUGUAAUUAAGCCCAACUUAAAGAAUGUCUUGAUUCUAGAAACAUUACUGGAACGUUAUUGUUGAGUAAUAGGCACCUACUCCAUACUACUAUUCUUCAUGUCAGUUGGCUCUAUGUGAUUUCUUCCCCCAGGGUGAAAGGGGCCUCCAAGGCCAGGCAGGACCCUCGGGGAAGAGAGGCUUUAAGGGUGGGAUGGGACUGCCAGGGCCACAGGGGGACCAGGGGCCCAAAGGACAACCUGUAAGUUUCAGCCACCUCACAACAGUUAUAUAGAUCAAUAUUGACAUUGAUGAUACUGGUAAUGCUCACAUAGCAUGGUUCCUGUAAUAGGUUUCUUCUCUUUUCUGAUGUAGGUCUAUUGAUGGAUGUUGUUGCCCCCCAUUGUUGGGGCCACAUCUUAACUGGUGUUUUUGCUCUGUUUCAGGGCGAUACAGGAGAACCAGGUUUUCCAGGAAUACUGGGAGUUUUUGGACCAACGGUGGGUUCAUACACACAUGCACAUGUCAGGCAGCUGAGGGGUAUAUGUAAUGUAGCCGAACUACACCACCUAUGUGUGGUUAUGAGCCCUAGGAACACAGAUAAGUUAGAAUAAGACAGGGGUCUUUUCUUGGCAGGGACAGCAGUGAAACAAUUACCAAGGAGGAGAUCGAGACUGGAGUAGAAUACAAAUACUUAUUUUAUUCCAGAAAUGCACCAAUAAAAAAGUCCUUAAUAAUGUUCAGGAAAAAAGUUGAGUUAGCAAAAAACAGUGUCCUUCCACCGCCAGUAGAUGGCGACCUCGUACCACACAGUCCAGUUCAGAUCUUAAAAUAGCUAGGUGGGACAACCACAUAAAGUGAGCUCCAAAAGUAUUGGGACAGUGACACGUUUCGUUGCUUUGGCUCUGUACUCCAGCACUUAGGAUUUGAAAUGAUACAAUGAUUGACGUUAAAGUGCAGACUGUCAUCUUUAAUUUGAGGGUAUUUUCAUCCAGAUCUGGUGAACCAUUUAGAAAUUACAGCACUUUUUGUACAUAGUCCCCCCAUUUUAGGAGACCAAAAGUAUUGGGACAAAUUCACUUAUAUGCGUAUUAAAGUAGUUAGAAGUUUAGUAUUAGGUUCAAUAUUCCAGAUUAUUUUGUGCCCAAUAGAAAUUAAUGGUAAAUAAUGUAUUGUGUCAUUUUUGAGUCACCUGUAUUGUAAAUAAGAAGAUAAUAUGUUUCUAAACACUUCUACGUUAAUGUGGAUGCUACCAUGAUUACGGAUAGUCCUGAAUGAAUCGUGAAUAAUGAUGAGACAGAAAGUUACAGAUGCACAAAUAUCAUACCCCCAAGACAUGCUAACCUCUCACCAUUACAAUAACAGGAGAAGUUAGCAUUUGGGGUGGGGGGAGUGGUAUGAUAUUUAUGCCUCUGUAACUUUCUCACUCAUCAUUAUUGAUGAUUCAUUCAGGGUUGUUCAUAAUCAUGGUAGCAUCCACAUUUUGACAGGGAGUCAAUGCUGAGACCAAGGUCUCUUUUCCAGAUGAGCCCUGUAUAGCACCACACAUCAAAAUACAAUAAACACAAUACAAUACACGCUAUUACACACAAAAAUAUACGAAAAGCAAAACACAAUCAUAAAGAACAUACACAUUCUUCAGUAAAACGGUCCCCUAACAACCGUCUGAAAUGCCCUAGAGGCACCAAUUCCUCCAAUUUGAAAGUGUAAUGUAGAUCAUUCCACACAUGAGGUGUAAGGAAAUUAAAGGCUAAUUUACCUAACUCUCUAGACUCUGAAUGAGUCUCCAGAGUUAACCAACCCUGUGAACAGGUUUGAGAACUUGUUAGGUAAGUCGGAGGUUUGUGGAGCAGGGCUUUGAAAGCAAAAAGAGCGUAAUUAUGUGAUUUAUGUGACGCCAACCUUUUGGUAAAGAAAACAGUGAUGAGUAAUAAAACUGUCUCGUGAUAAAACGAAAGGCACUAUAAAAAAUGAAUCCAAGGGUUUAAGAGUAGAGGCAGCUGCACUUUAAUAAAUAGUAUCACCAUAAUCAAGAACAGGUAGAAAGGUUGACUGCACAAUCUGCUUCCUGCUGACUAGAGAGAGACAAGAUCUGUUUCUGUAAAAAAAAAGCCAGCUUUAAAUCUUAUUUUUUUAACAAGCUCAGUCGUAUGUUUUUUAAACGAUAAAUCAUUAUCAACCCAAAUACCAAGAUAUUUCUAUGCAGGGACUCGUUCGAUUAUAGAACAUUCCGAUGAGUAAAUAUGCAAUCCAACUGAUAUAGUCUUACAAGAACUUGAGACAACAUGUAUUUAGUUUUGCCCAUAUUAAAUACGAAUUUAAAUCAGUAAGGGCUUCCUGCACAACUGCAAAAUCGGAAUGUAGCCUUGUCACAGCCAGUUCAGCAGUCGGGGCAAUUGUGUACAUCCACAUACAGUGAGGGAAAUAAGUAUUUGAUCCCCUGCUGAUUUUGUACGUUUGCCCACUGACAAAGAAAUUAUCAGUCUAUCAUUUUAAUGGUAGGUUUAUUUGAACAGUGAGAGACAGCAUAACAACAAAAAAAUCCAGAAAAACUAAUGUCAAAAAUGUUAUAAAUUGAUUUGCAUUUUAAUGAGGGAAAUAAGUAUUUGACCCCCUCUCAAUCAGAAAGAUGUCUGGCUCCCAGGUGUCUUUUAUACAGGUAACGAGCUGAGAUUAGGAGCACACUCUUAAAAGGAGUGCUCCUAAUCUCAGCUUGUUACCUGUAUAAAAAACACCUGUCCACAGAAGCAAUCAAUCAAUCAGAUUCCAAACUCUCCACCAUGGCCAAGACCAAAGAGCUCUCCAAGGAUGUCAGGGACAAGAUUGUAGACCUACACAAGGCUGGAAUGGGCUACAAGACCAGCUUGGUGAGAAGGUGACAACAGUUGGUGCGAUUAUUCGCAAAUGGAAGAAACACAAAAGAACUGUCAAUCUCCCUCGGCCUGGGGCUCCAUGCAAGAUCUCACCUCGUGGAGUUGCAAUGAUCAUGAGAACGGUGAGGAAUCAGCCCAGAACUACACAGGACGAUCUUGUCAAUUAUCUCAAGGCAGCUGGGACCAUAGUCACCAAGAAAACAAUUGGUAACACACUACGCCGUGAAGGACUGAAAUCCUGCAGCGCCCGCAAGGUCCCCCUGCUCAAGAAAGCACAUAUACAGGCCAGUCUGAAGUUUGCCAAUGAACAUCUGAAUGAUUCAGAGGAGAACUGGGUGAAUGUGUUGUGGUCAGAUGAGACCAAAAUCGAGCUCUUUGGCAUCAACUCAACUCGCCGUGUUUGGAGGAGGAGGAAUGCUGCCUAUGACCCCAAGAACACCAUCCCCACCGUCAAACAUGGAGGUGGAACCAUUAUGCUUUUGACAGGUCCACAAACAAAGCAGAUCAUUUCAUUUUAGUGUCUAAAGCAUUGACAAGAUAAUUAACAACUAAGUGCUUGCUCUAAUAGUGCUAUGCCCAGGCCUAAACCCUGAUUGGUUUACAUUCAAAAUACAUUUCUCAGAUAAAAAAUUGCAAAGUUGUAAAUUUACCAAGGUUUCAAGAAUCUUAGCUAGACAAGGAAGCCUUGAAAUGGGGCGAUAGUUAUUAAGAUCAUGACUAUACUUUGAAUGGGGGGGUAAUAAAUGUGUUGCACAUGAAGUUAUACUGAUUGUGUAAAUGUUUGUAAUUUAUGUUUCCAGGGGCCUCCAGGUGACUUGGGACCAAAGGGCAUACAGGGACCAAAAGGACCACAGGGCACAAUGGUAAGUAGAGGCCUUUUGUAGACUAGUAAUUUCCGGCAUGCUAUCUCUACCAAACCUGGGUUCAAGUAGUAUUUGUUUUCUUUCAAAUACUUUGAGGUUCAGUUUCCCGGACACAGAUCAAGCCUAGUCCUGGAUGAAAAAGCACUCUGGAGGUAGGGUUUUUGAGGUUGCUUUUUAGUAUACGACCAGGCUUAAUCUGUGUCUGGGAAACCUCCAUGAGUGUUCGAUUUAGCCUGCCUUAAGUGCCAGAUGGCUGGGUUAGCACUUUUGGGACUAUUCCAUGAUUGGUUCAGUGAUUGCACACACAGGAGAAGGCUUUGUCUGAAACAUCUGUGUGAAAAAGUAUUUCCCUUGCUGCUGCUAGAGAAAAUACACUAAAAUAGCAGUGCCCCUGUGGCAACAAGCUUGGACCCCCUUGUGGCCCACCUAAAUACGUCAGAAAUAAUUAUCACAUAAUUAAUUUUUGCGAUCAUGUUCUUUUUUUCUUUCUUUUUUUUACAUCCGUUAUUAGACAGUGGCAAAGAGGCACACUAAAGUAACCCAACACAUUUUCUAGUGGGACUCCUGUAGGCGGAACACAACAGUAUCGUACCACAUUUUUUCUAUUCAGAAGUUGAAAGAAAUUCGGCGCGAAUAAUAUCGUUCAAGCGAGAAGAAGGAAAUAAAGAGAGGUGAGCAAAAAAAUUUAUAUAUUGUAUUUGUAACAUUUGUUAACUAUUAAAUGCAUGACAGAAGUGUAACGUUAGAUCAGCUAAUGUUAACCUGGCCGUUUGUUACUUUCUUUGUGAAUUAAUUAAUGGAUUGGCUUGAAUCCUGGGCUAUGUAUUAAUUUGCAUUGUUUUUGGUUUAGUUUUGUAGCUAAUUCUAACAGUCAGGCAUCGAAAAUGUAUGGCAAUAUGAAAAAGGAUAUAAUAUUUGAUCAAAAAUGCAUGGUGCUGAGUGCUUUUACUUAAACCACACUCAGUAAACGCAUUAUAACGUUAAAAGGUUAGACAUGAAAGCUAGCUACCUAGCAAGUCAGUUAUUUUCAGUAAAUUAUUUAAUAAGCUUGGUCCCCAUUGCUUUUGCUCUAUAGUUCUCACCAAAAUGAAGAGAAAAAAGGAUAUCAUGUCCUUCUUCCAAAGAAAAGACAAGGCAGAAAGUCAGACAGAGCCAGAGGGUUCAGGUGUGGAGAGAGCAGAGAGCCUGUAGAGAGAGAGCAGGAAGACUUGUCCAUUGGAGAGACUGAGAGUGAAGGCAUAGUAGAGCAGGAAAGUGAGACAGAUGGAGAGACAGAGGCUGAGGGGGACGUAGAGGCUGAGAGUGAGAAACCAAGAGAGGAGCCAUGUUCGUCCACAAGCAGUGGACCAUCAGGUUUGUGAUGUUGAAUACAUCUGUGGUUACUUGUAAAGCAGUGCAAUUAGUCAGUUUAUAUGGUGUAUAGAAAUGUGUCAGUUUAUGAUUGAAGUGAAUGAUCUCAUUUAACAUGCUAUUGGGCUUGUGAUAUAGAUAUCAGAUGGAUUUCAGAAGUUGUCUGAUGGCUAUGGUAUGUGUCUAAAAUUACCCAAAUAGAUACUUUUAAUUAUAGUUUUUUUUUCUUCGACAGAUAUCAGCAAAUCCCGGGAGGACCCACCGGUGCAGCCAGUGAUGAACAUGUACCCAAGAACUGAUGGGGGACAGGAGGAGGAGCUUCAAGGCGGCCUGGUACCACAUCCACCCCUGGCUUGAAUAUUCGAAAAAAUCUGACUCUGUGUUUUGUUACGCCUGCAGACAUUUUAGCCCUCCCAAAGUCUGAGACUGUAUUUGAUUCAAAAUUGGGUUUUAACAACUGGAAGAAGGCAACUUACAAAGAGGGGGGAUUUGCAAUUCAUGCAAGGUCUGAGUGGCACAAACAAGCAAUGAUUACAUGGAGAGACUAUCAGAAAGCUGUAAAAAGUAAUGCAACACUGGUAAAUGCCCUAAACAAGGAACACAACAAACAGGUUCAAGAAAAUCGGGACUAUAUUAAAACAAUAGGAGAAGUACUACUACUUACAGCCACACAAAACAUUGCACAAAGAGGACACGAUGAGUCUGCAGAGUCUGAUAAUAAAGGGAACUUCAUGGCAAUUCUAGAAACAAUAGCUAAGCAUGACACAACUGUGAAAAAAAAAAAAAAGGUUGACUUCCAUUCAUAAUACACAAGCAAACGGAUUCAGAAUGAGGUUCUGAGUUGUUUGGCAGACAUGGUUCGAACAAAAACUAUAGAAGAAGUGAAAGACAGUGAGGUCUUUAGCAUAAUGGCAGACGAAACAAAAGAUGUAAAAAAAAAAAAAAGGAUCAGAUAUCUCUAGUACUCAGGUACUAUUUCAGUGGAGCUGUCCACAAGAGCUUUCUCCACUUUGAAUCAGCUGAUCGACUAGAUGGAGCAGGGCUUACUGACAAAAUCAUACACAUACAGUGAGCGAAAAAAGUAUUUGAUCCCCUGCUGAUUUUGUACGUUAGCCCACUGACAAAGACAUGAUCAGUCUAUCAUUUUGAUGGUAGGUUUAUUUGAACAGUGAGAGACAGAAUAACAACAAAAAAAUCCAGAAAAACUCAUUUCAAAAAUUUUAUAAAUUGAUUUGCAUUUUAAUGAGGGAAAUAAGUAUUUGACCCUUCUGCAAAACAUGACAUAGUACUUGGUGGCAAAACCCUUGUUGGCAAUCACAGAGGUCAGACGUUUCUUGUAGUUGGCCACCAGGUUUGCACACAUCUCAGGAGGGAUUUUGUUCCACUCCUCUUUGCAGAUCUUCUCCAAGUCAUUAUGGUUUCGAGGCUGAUGUUUAGCAAUUCGAACCUUCAACUCCCUCCACAGAUUUUCUAUGGGAUUAAGGUCUGGAGACUGGCUAGGCCACUCCAGCACCUUAAUGUGCUUCUUCUUGAGCCACUCCUUUGUUGCCUUGGCCAUGUGUUUUGGGUCAUUGUCAUGCUGGAAUUCUCAUCCACGACCCAUUUUCAAUGCCCUGGCUGAGGGAAGGAGGUUCUUACCCAAGAUUUGACGGUACAUGGCCCUGUCCAUCAUCCCUGUGAUGCGGUGAAGUUGUCCUGUCCCCUUAGCAGAAAAACACCCCCAAAGCAUAAUGUACCCACCUCCAUGUUUGACGGUGGGGAUGGUGUUCUUGGGGUCAUAGGCAGCAUUCCUCCUCCUCCAAACACGGCGAGUUGAGUUGAUGCCAAAGAGCUCGAUUUUGGUCUCAUCUGACCACAACACUUUCACCCAGUUCUCCUCUGAAUCAUUCAGAUGUUCAUUGGCAAACUUCAGACGGCCCUGUAUAUGUGCUUUCUUGAGCAGGGGGACCUUGCGGGCGCUGCAGGAUUUCAGUCCUUCACGGCGUAGUGUGUUACCAAUUGUUUUCUUGGUGACUAUGGUCCCAGCUGCCUUGAGAUCAUUGACAAGAUCCUCCCGUGUAGUUCUGGGCUGAUUCCUCACCGUUCUCAUGAUCAUUGCAACUCCACGGGGUGAGAUCUUGCAUGGAGCCCCAGGCCGAGGGAGAUUGACAGUUAUUUUGUGUUUCUUCCAUUUGCGAAUAAUCGCACCAACUGUUGUCACCUUCUCACCAAGCUGCUUGGCGAUGGUCUUGUAGCCCAUUCCAGCCUUGUGUAGCUCUACAAUCUUGUCCCUGACAUCCUUGGAGAGCUCUUUGGUCUUGGCCAUGGUGGAGAGUUUGGAAUCUGAUUGAUUGAUUGCUUCUGUGGACAGGUGUCUUUUAUACAGGUAACAAGCUGAGAUUAGGAGCACUCCCAUUAAGAGUGUGCUCCUAAUCUCAGCUCGUUACCUGUAUAAAAGACACCUGGGAGCCAGAAAUCUUUCUGAUUGAGAGGGGGUCAAAUACUUAUUUCCCUCAUUAAAAUGCAAAUCAAUUUAUAACAUUUUUGACAUGCAUUUUUCUGGAUUUUUUUGUUGUCAUUCUGUCUCUCACUGUUCAAAUAAACCUACCAUUAAAAUUAUAGACUGAUAAUUUCUUUGUCAGUGGGCAAACGUACAAAAUCAGCAGGGGAUCAAAUACCUUUUUCCCUCACUGUAUUAGAAAGUCAUGGUCUUGAAUACAAAAACAAAAACAACCUAGUAGGCCAAGCAUAUGACGGUGCUUCAGUUAUGAGUGGCAAGCAUUCAGGCGUCCAAGCACGCAUUAAAGAACAAGCAAAGCAUGCCUUUUACAUCCACUGCAGUGCACACUGUCUAAACUUAGUGGAUACAGUCAAAGCUGUCCCUGAGGUAGGACAGUUCUUCUCGUUACUAGAAAGACUAUGUCUUCACAUCUGGGUCAUAUGUGCAUCAAAAAUGGCUUAGCGUACAAAGAGAGAUGUACCCAGGUGCACCUAGAGAGCUUCAGAGACUAAGUGACACUCGCUGGGCAUGUCGAUAUGGUUCUACAUACUAUUAUGGAUAGAUUGCCUGCCGUUAAGCGAGUCCUGCAAGACAUAGUCCAAGAACACAACGGUGACAGAUCUGUUGAGGCACGAGGUCUGCUUGCACAGAUAGAUUUACAAUUCAUUGUGUGCCUUGUUACACUACAUAACGUUUUUGGAGAAGCAACAUUUCUAUCAGAUAUGCUACAGUCUUCAUCACUUGACCUGUCAAAGGCUGUUGAUUUAGUUGAAGCCUUAGUUCAAACUUUGAAUGACUACAGGGAUGAGUCAUUUUUUGAUGACCUAUGGAAUGAAGUGUUAAACACAGGUGAGCAAAGUGAUACUGCAAUACAGCCCCCUGCAAAAGGACCAAAAAAGCUAAGCUCUCAAUUUAAUGGAGACUGUGUACUCAGUACAGUAGGUCAGAGGUCAGAUUCAGAAAAAGAUAAAGACGCUUUCUUUGAGCUCUUUAAACUGUGCAAAAUAGCUGUUUCAAUCCCUGUUAGUACCGCUUCUUGUGAACAGAGUUUUUCUGCACUAAAGCUGGUGAAAACGUAUCUUAGGUCCACAAUGUCAGAUGAGAGAUUAAGCAAUUUAGGUGUAUUAAGUAUUGAAUGCACCAAUUUGUAAGUCGCUCUGGAUAAGAGCGUCUGCUAAAUGACUUAAAUGUAAAGUCAAGGAGGGCAAAGGCCUUGAAUCUAGAUGAAUUUGCUGAUCUUUUUAGCAAGAAACCACAAAAAACGUAGAAUACAGUUGAUGUAACUAAAAGUGAAUAUGUAAUGCAAAUGUAAAAAUGUAAUGUAAAUGCAAAUAAUAAAUUGUUGAAUGAUUAUAAACAUGUUAUUUUGCCUAUUAAUGCCUGCAAUGCAGUGAAGAAAACAACAUGACAACAAUAAUGUCUAAUGUAACUGGCCCCUCUAACAGUACAACUGGCCCCAGUUGAAAUGGUCUAGAACCGCCACUGGUACCUUCGUCUCUUUUGAAAGAAAAAUAAGCUAUUUGAACCCAGGUCGAGGCCAGUAUGCAUAAAAGAUCUUAAAAUAUUUUUAAGAAUACUCUAAAAUAGUGCUACACAUUUUUACCAAAGAGUAGUUUUUUUUGUUGUUGUUUUUUUCCCACCUUUAUUUAACAAGGUAAGCUAGUUGAGAACAAGUUCUCAUUUACAACUGCGACCUAGCCAAGAUAAAGCAAAGCAGUGCGAUAAAAACAACAACAACACAGAGUUACAUAUGGAAUAAACAAAAACGUACAGUCAAUAACACAAUAGAAAAUAGAAAAUCUAUAUACAAGGUGUGCAAAUGUAGUAAGUUAUGGAGGUAAGGCAAUAAAUAGGCCAUAGUGCAAAAUAAUUACAAUUUAGUAUUAACACUGGAGUGAUAGAUGUGCAGAAGAUGAUGUGCAAAUAGAGAAACUGUGGUGCAAAUGAGCAAAAUAAGUAACAAUGUAAAUAACAAUAUGGGGAUGAGGUAGUUGGGUGGGCUGAUUACAGAUGGGCUGUGUACAGGUACAGUGAUCGGUAAGCUGCUCUGACAACUGAUGCUUAAAGUUAAUGAGGGAGAUAAGUGUCUCCAGCUUCAGAGAUUUUUGUAGUUCGUUCCAGUCAUUUGCAGCAGAGAACUGGAAGGAAUGGCGGCCAAAGGAGGUGUUGGCUUUGGGGAUGACCAGUGAGAUAUACCUGCUGGAGUGCGUACUACGGGUGGGUGUUGCUAUGGUGACCAAUGAUCUAAGAUAAGGUGGGGAUUUGACUAGAAGUGAUUUAUAGAUGACCUGGAGCCAGUGGGUUUGGCGACGAGUAUGUAGUGAGGGCCAGCCAACGAGAGCGUACAGGUCACAAUGAUGGGUAGUAUACAGUGAGGGAAAAAAGUAUUUGAUCCCCUGCUGAUUUUGUACGUUUGCCCACUGACAAAUAAAUUAUCAGUCUAUAAUUUUAAUGAUAGGUUUAUUUGAACAGUGAGAGACAGAAUAACAACAACAAAAAAUCCAGAAAAACGCAUGUCAAAAAUGUUAUAAAUUGAUUUGCAUUUUAAUGAGGGAAAUAAGUAUUUGACACCCUCUCAAUCAGAAAGAUUUCUGGCUCCCAGGUGUCUUUUAUGCAGGUAACGAGCUGAGAUUAGGAGCACACUCUUAAAGGGAGUGCUCCUAAUCUCAGCUUGUUACCUGUAUAAAAGACACCUGUCCACAGAAGCAAUCAAUCAAUCAGAUUCCAAACUCUCCACCAUGGCCAAGACCAAAGAGCUCUCCAAGGAUGUCAGGGACAAGAUUGUAGACCUACACAAGGCUGGAAUGGGCUACAAGACCAUCGCCAAGCAGCUUGGUGAGAAGGUGACAACAGUUGGUGCGAUUAUUCACAAAUGGAAGAAACACAAAAGAACUGUCAAUCUCCCUCGGCCUGGGGCUCCAUGCAAGAUCUCACCUCGUGGAGUUGCAAUGAACAUGAGAACGGUGAGGAAUCAACCCAGAACUACACGGGAGGAUCUUGUCAAUGAUCUCAAGGCAGCUGGGACCAUAGUCACCAAGAAAACAAUUGGAAACACACUACGCUGUGAAGGACUGAAAUCCUGCAGCGCCCGCAAGGUCCCUCUGCUCAAGAAAGCACAUAUACAUGCCCGUCUGAAGUUUGCCAAUGAACAUCUGAAUGAUUCAGAGGAGAACUGGGUGAAAGUGUUGUGGUCAGAUGAGACCAAAAUCGAGCUCUUUGGCAUCAACUCAACUCGCCGUGUUUGGAGGAGGAGGAAUGCUGCCUAUGACCCCAAGAACACCAUCCCCACCGUCAAACAUGGAGGUGGAACCAUUAUGCUUUGGGGGUGCUUUUCUGCUAAGGGGACAGGACAACUUCACUGCAUCAAAGGGACAAUGGACGGGGCCAUAUACCAUCAAAUCUUGGGUGAGAACCUCCUUCCCUCAGCCAGGGCAUUGAAAAUGGGUCGUGGAUGGGUAUUCCAUCAUGACAAUGACCCAAAACACAUGGCCAAGGCAACAAAGGAGUGGCUCAAAAAGAAGCACAUUAAGGUCCUGGAGUUGCCUAGCCAGUCUCCAGACCUUAAUCCCAUAGAAAAUCUGUGGAGGGAGCUGAAGGUUCGAGUUGCCAAACGUCAGCCUCGAAACCUUAAUGACUUGGAGAAGAUCUGCAAAGAGGAGUGGGACAAAAUCCCUCCUGAGAUGUGUGCAAACCUGGUGGCCAACUACAAGAAACAUCUGACCUCUGUGAUUGCCAACAAGGGUUUUGCCACCAAGUACUAAGUAAUGUUUUGCAGAGGGGUCAAAUACUUAUUUCCCUCAUUAAAAUGCAAAUCAAUUUAUAACAUUUUGACAUGCAUUUUUCUGGAUUGUUUUGUUGUUAUUCUGUCUCUCACUGUUGAAAUAAACCUACCAUUAAAAUGAUAGACUGAUCAUGUCUUUGUCAGUGGGCAAACGUACAAAAUCAGCAGGGGAUCAAAUACUUUUUUCCCCUCACUGCAUGGGGCUUUGGUGACAAAACGGAAGGCACUGUGAUAGACUACAUCCAAUUUGCUGAGUUGAGUGUUGGAAGCUAUUUUGUAAAUGACAUCGCCGAAGUCAAGGAUCGGUAAGAUAGUCAGUUUUACGAGGGCAUGUUUAGCAGCAUGAGUGAAGGAGGCUUUUUUUGUGAAACAGGAAGCCGAUUUUAAAUUUAACUUUGGAUUGGAGAUGCUUAAUGUGAGUCUGGAAGGAGAGUUUACGGUCUAACCAGACACCUAGGUAUUUGUAGUUGUCCACAUAUUCUAAGUCAGUCCCGCCGAAAGUAGUGAUUCUAGUCGGGCGGGCGGGUGCAAGCAGCGUUCGAUUGAAGAGCAUGCAUUUAGUUUUACUAGCGUUUAAGAGCAGUUGGAGGAGUGUUGUAUGGCAUUGAAGCUCGUUUGAAGGUUUGUUAACAGUGUCCAAUGAAGGGCCAGAUGUAUACAAAAUUGUGUUGUCUGCGUAGAGGUGGAUCUGAGAGUCACCAGUAGCAAGAGCGACAUCAUUGAUAUACACAGAGAAUAGAGUCGGCCCGAGAAUUGAACCCUGUGGCACCUCCAUAGAGACUGCCAGAGGUCCAGACAACAGGCCCUCCGAUUUGACACAUUGAACUCUAUCUGAAAAGUAGUUGGUGAACCAGGCGAGGCAGUCAGUUGAGAAACCAAGGCUAUUUAGUCUGCCAAUAAGAAUGCAGUGAUUGACAGAGUCAAAAGCCUUGGCCAGGUCGAUGCAGACGGCUGCACAGUACUGUCUUUUAUCAAUCGCGGUUAUUAUAUCGUUUAGGACCUUGAGCGUGGCUGAUGUGCACCCAUGACCAGCUCGUAAAAACCAGAUUGCAUAGCGGAGAAGGUACAGUGGGAUUCGAAGUGGUCGGUGAUCUGUUUGUUAACUUGGCUUUCAAAUACUUUCGUCGAAAGGCAGGGUAGGAUCGAUAUAGGUCUGUAACAGUUUGGAUCUAGAGUGUCACCCCCUUUGAAGAGGGGGAUGACCGCGGCAGCUUUCCCAUCUCUGGGCAUCUCAGACGAUAUUAAAUAAUCAAUUCAUAAAGUUGCUCAGAAUAUAAACAGCUAUUUUUAGACCACAGUAGUAACACACAAGUUUCUUCAAAACUACUCAGGAGAUGUUUAGCAAGUGCAAAAAAUAAAAACUUCCCCAGCGGAAAAAUAUGUUGGUCACUGUCUCGCACAUGUCAUAAGCCUUGUUUACACCUUGCGCUAACAUGUGGGUUUCCUUAUCUGAUCAUUAUUAUCCAAUCACUAUUUGUCCACAGUGUCCACAUUGUGACCAGAUUUCAUUGUAUGCAAAACAUUUAUUUUUUCAAAAUAAGAUUUAUUUUAAGACAUACUGACGCCAUAAGUCAAUGGUGCCACCUCUCAAUGAUUUUAGAGGGCAGGAUAAUUGAGCCUUACAGAAGAAGAACAAUAUCUCCAUUUGGAAUUAUUUUGAGCAGCUGAUGCAGUUGCAUUUGUAUAAACAAUAUAAAUAAUUUGGAGUUAGAAUGUUACACCACCUGAAAUGACACAACCUCUACUAUCUACUUCUUUGUCUGUUCACAACUCUUGAUGUUACAGUCAUCAGAUAAUGAUAUUUAAAAACAUCACUAAUCUGAAAAUAUAAAAGGCACAACGGCAGAGUCAUGUCUUAAGGUAUAAAACUAACAACGACUCAAUAAUCGAGUCCCCAAAUUAUGGGCGGAGCUAGAAAGUUGGCUGUCAGAAGUAUUACAUUGUAAACUUACUUUUAAUCCGUCUGUCUGCAUAUUUCAAGCAGGGACGGCUUGUUCAAUAGGGCGAUAUGGGCGACGCACUGCCAAACGGGAAAAGGAAGGGAUUUUUUUUCUAAUCAAUUAUAUCACGGCAACAGCAGUUAUCAGUGUUCACGUCUGAUCUGCCAGCCACUAAAUGUCAAAUCAGGCUAAAGUCGUGCUUCAAAUGGCCCCGCCCGUUUUUUGGGCGAUUUCAGUCAGGUUGAAAAUCGCCCAGAAGUCUCUCAUAGCCUGUCAUGUAAAAUCUAUUUUUUUCACAUUUCAAAGCUUUCAAUACAUUCUCUAUGGGUGUCUGUGGGCAUGCACUUACGCGCUUUCGUCAUACGUGACGUAACGUUGAACGUAACUAAGACAAUGGCGGCUAGCAGCGUCUAUGUUGCGACCUGCAGUGUGGCGUUAUUUUAUGUUUUUAAUUUGUAGACUUAGUUUACAAACAUUCUGCAAACAUUCUGCUUUGGACUGAUCUUCGGUUUUGGACUGUUCUUGUUGAUCGUGUACAUACCCGCUACGAACGGACUAAAUAAUGAAAACGCUGCUGGCAGCGGAAUCCCAAUACAGCUGGGAGACUUGGCUGGAUGACAGAGUCCCGGACAGAGAGGUGGAGCCGGCCGGCUUCACCCUGGUCAGAGCGGACCGCGAUCCUGGUAAGAGAGCGACUCUGUACCCCGACAUUGAACUGCUUUCUGUGUCAUUGAACCUUACUAUUGUUGAUAAAACAAGUUUACUGGAGAACGGAGACCAAGUAGAGACUUUUGGACAAGGUGGAUAAUUGUAUAAUAUAAGGCAGUUUAUUCAGAGGUAAAGAUAUCUGGAAUCGCGUGCACGGACCCGUUCGUCAAACUCGUAGGGAGUUUAUCAGAAGAGCCCCUAAACAUUGUGUGCUGACAUUUUAUACAAUAAAAUGAAGUAGGUUGAAUCUAGUAGUUCUGAUCUUCUGAUUGGUCCUGAUGAGUUGGGCGAGGUCACCUCCAGGCUAGUGUCACUGUUGCAUUGGCUCUGAGUCGGGUUCUCUGUCUUCAGAUGUUCAGCCUAAGAGAAGAGGAUUUGUGUGUGUGUGUGUGUGUUUGUUAUCAGUGUGUGUGUGUGUGUGUGUGUGUGUGUGUGUGUGUUUGUUAUCAGUGAUGAUGUGUGUGUGUGUGUGUGUGUGUGUUUAUCAGUGAUGAUGUGUGUGUGUGUGUGUGUGUGUGUGUGUGUGGGUGUGUGUGUGUGUGUCCUCAGGGCAAGAACUCGUGAGUUGGAAGAACUGAGAGACCUAUGGCGUGGGUGUUAUCCUUAGCCACCUGCUGACAAGGCUGACAAGAUAGGACUCUUGUUCAUUGUAUUGAAUACAAAGGCCCAACACAAAAUGGGUCAUGCACAAGAUUUUAGUCAGACCAAGCUAUAACAUUAUAUAUUUACUACGACAGUACAUUCAACCAAAAGCUAAUAUAACAAAGGCAUCAGAGAUUAUUUAUAAUCUGUCACAGAAACUGGAAUCCAUCUCCCCAGAUCAGUCAAUAAAUGCUUCUGGUAUUGACUUAUAUGCUGCCCCUGUCUUCAUGUUGUUGCUGGACAUAUCUUUUUUAAAAUGUGUGUAGGUCACCUAAAUCAUCAGAAAAAUUGCCCCUCCUGAGAAUUUCUUCAGGAGCCGCCACUGAUUUCAAGACAUGGCAUAUGGUGGUGUAGUGAGAUACCCAAUGGGCUGGACGAUUCUCUUCUCCUCACUCAUCUUGAAAAAACGUAUGAAAAUCGUGGAAAUCAAUCAAUCCGCCAUCGGUAACACAAUGGAAAAACCAAAUGAUUUAUUAUUGAAAUAUUUAAAUAGCCUGGGCGACCGAGAAAAACGAAUUGGUACAAUUUAAUGCCACAUGGCAAACAAUAAUGUAGACCAUAGGGAUGGAGCUGGGCAGAUGAGAUGUAGUCGUUGUGUGUGUGUGUCUGUAAGUUGUUGUUCGUAUUUGUAUGUGUAUGUUUGUAUUUGUUGUGAGUAAAAAAAUGUAAUAAUAAAAAUGUAAAAGGCACACACGGUUCUUCGUCUGUAGGGCUCAAUUAUGAUUUAAAUGGUUUUACUGUCUAGAUCUGUCUACACUUGUAAGAAAUCCAGACACAAUGCAUCCCCGACUACCUCUGGAGGUGGUCAGGAAGAUGAGUAUUUUAAUUGUCUACACCAGUCUAAAAAUGUGGGCAAGAUCAGGAACAUCUGGUGCUAACGCAUGUUAGCACCAGAUAUAAACAGGGCUAUAGAUUCAUGUGAACUCAUCAAUCUUUUCCUCUUUCCUUCCAUCUCCAGGGCAGAGGUGGAGUUAUGGGUCCGAUGGGGAUUAUUGGGCCCGAUGGAAGUCCAGUAAGUAUUUCGCCCAUAUCAAUUAAACUAUAUUUAUUUAGGUAAGGCUGCUUGCUAGCCUUCAUCAUUCUGACUGUACACAUAUCUCCUCAGGGCCCUAAAGGAGACAAGGGGAGCCGUGGAGAGAUGGUAGGUAUUUCAGUGCUCAAACCCCCCUAACUACUAUACCUACUCUGGAAUCCAGGCUCAAUUUUAGUAUUGUUUCACUUCAUUGAUUCAGUCUGCUCCAAUAAAGAGGCUUUUGGUCCUCUGGUGAGGCAGCCCUCCUCUGGUGAGGGCCAUUUGGCUCCUAAUAUGAGCUCAUGGUAUUGGCCCAACCUUAUGACAAUUGAUGAGUUUUAACAGAUCAGCAUUGUAUCCAAAAAUCAACAUAGUAGUUACUAUGUAAGAUACUUUUAUACGUCACAUGAACUUACUCAAGCCUUUAUUAAGACUACUGUAAUGGCAGUGUACAAUCUCAAUCUUCCUUAAACUGGGAUGACACUCUCAGUAACAGUUGUACAAAAAUAACUGAAUGCAAACCACGCCCCAAAUAUUCUAAUGAGCCCCGCCGCUACAUUAUCAAGUAGAACAGAAUAAAACGCUCACCCCAUCUAACACAUUAGGGGCCAGUGUGGGCUUCCCCAUUCGGCCAAUGCUAUGUUACCCACCUAACAAUUGGCCCAGCAUAUGCUAGCACAUGUUGGGCUGGUGUGGGCUAGCUAGCCUGUGCUAGGCUGCUGUGGGCCAGCCCAUGUUAGGCUGGUGGGGCUAGCCCUUGUUGGGUGUGGGCUAGCCCGUGCCCACAGAAUACCGAACAGGGCCAAUGCGGUCAUGUUUUUGGGGUAUUGUCCACUUCCAGCUCUGUAGUCUUUUUAAAGGCUUAUGUAAGAGCAUGAGACAAUAAAAAAGCUGUUGUUAAUAUCAAAUGUUGUUGAGUCAACAUUUUCAUUACAAUGUCUAACUGUUUUUCUUAGCAUGUUGUAAAAAAUUAAGAAAAAAUAAGAAGUACCUUUUCCUACCAGGCCCCUAUCAUGUGGAAUAAUCUCCAAGUAACGUUUCAUUUGGAUGUGUUGUUGUCUCUGGGUCAGUUAAGGAGAAAGGCUAGGGAUUUUUAUAUUUCUAAAUGUGUUUGUUUUGUUUGAUUGUUUAUUGUGUAUAUAAUAUUUGCUAUUUAUUUAAUUGUGUGUUUUAAAUUGUGUAUAAUUUUAUUUUGUAUUGUUCCCAGGGCACAUUUGCAAAUGGACCUAGGUCUCAAUGUGUUUUUCCCUGGUUCAAUAAAAGUUAAUAAAAAGGGAUGUAGUGGUACCCUAAAAAAGCAAAUGUGUACCAUUUCUGUAGGUGCACUUUUGUACCUGUGAGAAAGGUGCUAUUUUGUCACCCAAGAGGUACACCUCUUUGAAAGUACAAACUAUAAGGGUAAUAUGAUAUACCUCUGACUAAAGGUAUUAUAUUGACGUACAUUACAGGGUCCCACCUCCGUGACAAGCAGGGUACCCCUACUGUAGGUAAAAAAAAAUCCUGAGUGUACCCAGAAUUUACGUAUUUCUUCUCUUUCCCUCUCUCUCAUCAACAGGGAUUACAAGGACCAACGGUAUGUGUUUGCAUUGCAGGAUGUUUUAAAUAAUUAAACUGAUUUAAAAACACUCCAAUGUUAGGCUGACAAAAGGCAUUUAUAAUUUUACCGGAUUUAGAUGUUUUGUGAUUUUGUUGUUUCACAGGGGCUUCCAGGACCCCCGGGACCUCCAGUAAGUCUUCACCUUUCUAACACAACCUAUCAUACUUUGUUAGUGCGUUAACCUAAUUUGGGUAACACUUUACUUGACACCCAGCGUCAUAACACGUUAUAACCAUGUCAUAAAAGCUGACAUAACUUGUCAUAACCUGUUUUAUAAUAUGGUUAUAACACUGUCAUGACACAUAUUUAGAUCUGUUGUGACAUAUAUUGCAUUAUUUUAUGGCUGGUUAUUAUACCUACAUAAGAGUGUCAAAAUACACAAAACCUGCCACACAAGGAAAAACAUUCCAUUACACCAUAGCCUACGUGUCAACAGUAUGUUUAUGUUGUAUACGUUUUUGGGAAAUGGACCAUAUUAAAUGAUCAUUGUAAUUGCGCACACAUUAUUGUCCGACAUGUAUCUACCCCAAUGCUCUGUUGCUGAUGACUGGGAUGAAUGCAGGAGCAGAUUUCAGGAGCAGGACAAGACACCCUCUUUUUGACUGAUGACUGAUAUAAGGGCAUGUACGAGAUAGGCCUAUCUGGCUUAUAUGAUUAUAAUGGUCAUAAUACUUCUUGACAGUGUCAUAAAGUGUAUUUUCUUAGUCCAAGUAAAUUGACACAGGAUGGCCAAAAUGCUUCAUGACAGUGUCAGAAAGAUUCUUUUCUACAAGUUAUUUAUCGUGUUAUCGUGUGUAUGCAUGUGUCUAUAUUUGCUUCACAGUUCCAUAAGGUGUAUUUUUAUCUGUUUUUUAAAUCUAAUGUUACUGCUUGCAUGAGUUACUUGAUGUGGAAUAGAGUUCCAUGUAGUCAUGGCUCUAUGUAGUACUGUGCGCCUCCCAUAGUCUGUUCUGGACUUGGGGACUGUGAAGAGACCUCUGGUGGCAUGUCUUGUGGGGUAUGCAUGGGUGUCCGAACUGUGUGCCAGUAGUUCAAACAGACAGCUCGGUGCAUUCAACAUGUCAAUACCUAUCACAAAUACAAGUAGUGAUGAAGUCAAUCUCUCCUUCACUUCGAGCAAGGAGAGAUUUACAUUAAUGUUAGCUCUCUGUACAUCCAAGGGCCAGCCGUGCCGCCCUGUUCUGAGCCAAUUACAAUUUUCCUAAGUCCCUCUUUGUGGCACCUGACCACAUGACUGAACAGUAGUCCAGGUGCGACAAAACUGGGGCCUGUAGGACCUGCCUUGUUGAUAGUGCUGUUAAGAAUGCAGAGCAGCGCUUUAUUAUAGACAGACUUCUCCCCAUCCUAGCUACUGUGUUGUAUCAUGACAGUUUACAAUCCAGGGUUUAGUCUCCUCAACUUGCUCAAUUUCCACAUUAUUCAUUACAAGAUUUAGUUGAGGUUUAGGGUUUAGUAAAUGAUUUGUCCCAAAUACAAUGCUUUUAGUUUUUGAAAUAUUGAGGACUAACUUAUUCCUUGCCACCCAUUCUGAAACUAACUGCAGCUCUUUGUUAAGUGUUGCUGUCAUUUCAGUCAUUGUGGUAGCCAGUGGCAUGUCUUUAGUAAAGACUGAAAAAAGUAAGGGUCCUAGACAGUUGCCCUGGGGAAUUCAUGAUUCUACCUGGAUUUUGUUGGAGAGGCUUCCAUUAAAGAACACCCUCUGUGUUCUGUUAGACAGGUAACUCUUUAUCCACAAUCUUGUCUAACAAAACAGCCCCCACAAUCUUGUUAUCAUCAAUUUCUCUCAGCCAAUCAUCAGUGAUUUGUGUAAGUGUUGUGCUUGUUGAAUGUCCUUCCCUAUAAGCGUGCUGAAAGUCUGUUGUCAAUUUGUUUACUGUAAAAUAGCAUUGUACCUGGUCAAACACCAUUUUUUCCAAAGGUUUACUAAGGGUUGGUAACAGGCUGAUUGGUCUGCUAUUUGAGCCAGUAAAGGCAAGCGCGCUGAUAACGAUUAUUCUCCUUUUUUCUGGUUCCGACACGCAUCCAUUUACGCUCACCUGGAGUCUAACAAUAUUAUGACAUGGUGAUAACGUUUUAUGACACUGGGUGUCAAGUAACGUUUUACCCUAAUUUGCUCUCAAAUUCAGUUUUGAAGGGCUCCAGUUUUUCAUAAAAACAGCUUAGUUCACAGUGCAUUCUCAAAACUCCCUGCUCUUAGCAUGUUGGAAAGUAGCAUCACGUGCCACUAUUGUGACUGAUCAUUUUUUUAUCACACACGAAAGCUGUUUAUAUACACACAAAAAAAGGGAAUAUUGUGCCAAAGGUACAUUGUGGACGCAGAACAACCUAAGGAAACUUCCAACCGAACAAUUCGGAUGGGACGAAUCAAGGACUACAUAGCAUGUUUAGUCCUUCAUAAGGGCUAAUUUCUUGAUAGUUCCUGCAAUCCUACUGUGAUGGAGCCAUACUCCAUCUGUGUUACUUAGGUGAUCUAUAGCGUUAUUCCUCCUGACUGGUUGUUCUAUUUUUUCUCUAGGGUCCUCCUGGUGUCCCUCUGUCAUUUGUAAGUUAUUGUUAUUGUUAUCUCUUCAAUACACUAAAUACACUAGACUUUUCCACAAAACAUUAGCUACUGUGACUAUGGCCAUAAUCAACUAUGUGACUAUUGAGUAUGGUCAUCACUACAGCACCAAACAUGUUGGGUUCCUAUACAGUACGUCCUAUAACAGUGUUAUGUUACAGUAUGUUGUCUGUGCCAUUUUCUUAUUCAGAAACAGGACGGUUCCCUUCAGGUGUUUAUAGACUCAAACACCCCACUCAGGACUGAGGUCAGUACCAUCAGACAGUCAAUAAGCUGUGUACAUAGCCAUUUAUUCUCAUGUAUAAUCAACCAUUCAUGUUUUUUGAUUUACUGCUGCAUGAAUGCAAAUUCAUUUCUCUCUCUCUGUCUAUCUCUGUGUAGAAUUGGCCAGUUAUGGACCUGCCUAUGCUGGACCAGGUUACAGAGAUCAUUAAGACCCUCCACUACCUCAGUAACCUGAUCCAGAGCCUGAAAAAUCCACUGGGCACCAGGGACAAUCCCGCCCGCAUUUGCAGGGACCUCCACAGCUGUGAACAGAAAAUGAACGAUGGUGAGAGGACAGAUACUGUAGUGUUUGUGCUUGCUUGCUUGCUUGCUUGCUUGCUUGCAUGCAUGCAUGCAUGUACUGUAUGUGCACACAAGAGCGAGAAGAAGUAUGGGAAAGAGUGUGCUUAGUGACUGACUCUUUUCUCUCCCUAGGCACUUAUUGGAUUGACCCAAACCGGGGCUACUCCUCAGAUACAAUAGAGGUCACCUGUAACUUUACAGGAGGAGGGCAGACCUGCCUAAAACCUGUCACAGUGUCAAAGGUACUGCAGACCUCACCGGUCAUACAUCACCAGUCAUACACCAGUCAUACUACAACCAGUCACACUGAAUAUAUGAUACCGCAGUAUUUAAUGAAUAGUAGCUAGGUUUCCAUUCAAUUGGCAACAGAGUUUCAAAUCAAAUCAAAUGUUAUUUGUCACAUGCGCCGAAUACAACAGGUGUAGACCUUACCGUGAAAUGCGGUCUGAUGCCGAGCAGUUGUCAUACCAAGCGGUGAUGCAACCAGUCAGGAUGCUCUCGAUGGUGCAGCUGUAGAACUUUUUGAGGAUCUGAGGACCAUGCCAAAUCUUUUCAGUCUCCUGAGGGGGAAUAGGCGUUGUCGUGCCCUCUUCACGACUGUAUUGGUGUGUUUGGAACAUGAUUGUUUGUUAGUGAUGUGGACACCAAGGAACUUUAAGCUCUCGACCCGCUCCACUACAGCCCCGUCGAUGUCAAUGGGGGCGUGAUCGGCCAUCCUGUUUAGUCCAGGGGCCACGAUCAGCUCUUUUGCUCACGUUGAGGGAGAGGUUGUUGUCCUGGCACCACACUGCCAGGUAUCUGACCUCCUCCCAAUCGGCUGUCUCUUCGUUGUCGGUGAUCAGGACACUGUUGUGUCGUUGGCAAACUUAAUGAUGGUGUUGGAGUCGUGCGUGGCCACGCAGUCGUGGGUGAACAGGGAGUACAUGAAGGGACUAAGCACGCACCCCUGAGGGGCCCACGUGUUGAGGAUAAGCGUGGCAGAUGUUGUUGUUAGCUACCGUUACCACCUGGGGGCGGCCUUCAGGAGGUCCAGCAUCCAGUUGCAGAGGGAGGUGUUUAGUCCCAGGGUCCUUAGCUUAGUGAUGAGCUUUUAGGGCACUAUAGUGUUAAAUGCUGAUCUGUAGUUAACGAACAGCAUUCUCACGUACAGUGGGGAGAACAAGUAUUUGAUACACUGCCGAUUUUGCAGCUUUUUCUACUUACAAAGCAUGUAGAGGUCUGUAAUUUUUAUCAUAGGUACACUUCAACUGUGAGAGACGGAAUCUAAAACAAAAAUCCAGAAAAUCACAUUGUAUGAUUUUUAAGUAAUUAAUUUGCAUUUUAUUGCAUGACAUAAGUAUUUGAUCACCUACCAACCAGUAAGAAUUCCGGCUCUCACAGACCUGUUCGUUUUUCUUUAAGAAGCCCUCCUGUUCUCCACUCAUUACCUGUAUUAACUACACCUGUUUGAACACGUUACCUGUAUAAAAGACACCUGUCCACACACUCAAUCAAACAGACUCCAACCUCUCCACAAUGGCCAAGACCAGAGAGCUGUGUAAGGACAUCAGGGAUAAAAUUGUAGACGUGCACAAGGCUGGGAUGGGCUACAGGACAAUAGGCAAGCAGCUUGGUGAGAAGGCAACAACUGUUGGCGAAAUUAUUAGAAAAUGGAAGAAGUUCAAGAUGACGUUCAAUCACCCUCGGACUGGGGCUCCAUGCAAGAUCUCACCUUGUGGGGCAUCAAUGAUCAUGAGGAAGGUGAGGGAUCAGCCCAGAACUAUACGGCAGGACCUGGUCAAUGACCUGAAGAGAGCUGGGACCACAGUCUCAAAGAAAACCAUUAGUAACACACUACGCCAUCAUGGAUUAAAAUCCUGCAGCACACGCAAGGUCCCCCUGCUCAAGCCAGUGCAUGUCCAGGCCCGUCUGAAGUUUGCCUAUGACCAUCUGGAUGUUCCAGAGGAGGAAUGGGAGAAGGUCAUGUGGUCUGAUGAGACAAAAAUAUAGCUUUUUGGUCUAAACUCCACUCGCCGUGUUUGGAGGAAGAAGAAGGAUGAGUACAACCACAAGAACACCAUCCCAACCGUGAAGAAUGGAGGUGGAAACAUCAUUCUUUGGGGAUGCUUUUCUGCAAAGGGGACAGGACGACUGCACCGUAUUGAGGGGAGGAUGGACUGGGCCAUGUAUCGCGAGAUCUUGGCCAACAACCUCCUUCCCUCAGUAAUAGCAUUGAAGAUGGGUCGUGGCUGGGUCUUCCAGCAUGACAACGACCCGAAACACACAGCCAGGGCAACUAAGGAGUGGCUCCGUAAGAAGCAUCUCAAGGUCCUGGAGUGGCCUAGCCAGUCUCCAGACCUGAACCCAAUAGAAAAUCUUUGGAGGGAGCUGAAAGUCCAUAUUGCCCAGCGACAGCCCCGAAACCUGAAGGAUCUGGAGAAGGUCUGUAUGGAGGAGUGGGCCAAAAUCCCUGCUGCAAAACCCUGCUGCAGUGUGUGCAAACCUGGUCAAGACCUACAGGAAACAUAUGAUCUCUGUAAUUGGAAACAAAGGUUUCUGUACCAAAUAUUAAGUUCUGCUUUUCUGAUGUAUCAAAUACUUAUGUCAUGCAAUAAAAUGCAAAUUAAUUACUUAAAAAUCAUACAAUGUGAUUUUCUGGAUUUUUUCACAGUUGAAGUGUACCUAUGAUAAAAAUUACAGACCUCUACAUGCUUUGUAAGUAGGAAAACCUGCAAAAUCGGCAGUGUAUCAAAUACUUGUUCUCCCCACUGUAGGUGUUCCUUUCGUCCAGGUGGGAAAGGGAAUAGUCUAAAAUCCACAUGAAAACAAUAUGCAUAUUUUCCCACCAAAGAUGUGUUUCCAUCAAAUUUACUUGUUGCAGAUAAAAAGUUGUGCGUAAUGACGUAGUGCACAUAAAAAUACAUUUUAAAUGGGUUUCCAUCGCAUUUUUUUUAUUAUUAUUUUUUUUUUUAUGUUGCCUUAUAUAGCGAAUGUGCCCACUCUCAUAUUGGCACGUGCACUCUAGCCAGUUUACAUUAUGAUAUUAUUAUGGACAAAAGAGCGAGAUAAAAAAUGUUUUCAAACGCCAGCCAAGCAUCGAUGAUCAUGUCACCAGAAUAAGACCCUCACUAUUUAUUGGAAAGGAGCAUCAUUGAGCUCAUCACCUUGCACUUUCACCACCCUGUGAAGUUCAACAUAAUUUAUUUAAUCUGUAGCCUAAUAAACUGCAUGUUUUCCCGACUAGUCGUCGUGUGGAGGACCACACAACAUGUUAUUGUGUGACUCCAAGUGUACUUCGAUAUGAUGGUUAUUAUAUCAAUAUUUGCUCAUAAAAGCAUUUCCAACAUUUCUCGGAUAAUACAUUUUACCGGCACAAAAAUAUCCCACCUUGUCUAGCGUACUUUUUUUGUCAACAUUUUUAUGUUAUUUUAGCUUUUUUGGGGGAGGGGGCAAAUAUAUUGAGACCUAGGUCUCUUUUACAAACGUGCCCUGUAUAUACACAACAUAAAUAUAUACAUACAUUAUAUCCAAACAUAUACACAUAAAAAUACAAAGAUACAGUCAUGGAAAGCACAAAUAAGACAUCACAAAUCAUCCAGAAAAACAGUUACAUUCCUCCACAAAUAAGUCCCCAAUCAAUACUUGAAAUUGCCUGAACAGCACCAGAACAUCAAGAUUAAAUGUAUUUAGAAUUUUUGUUCAGCAAUUUGGUGUAUUAAAACUAAAAACAGAUUUACCUAGCUCGGUGGAGAACCUAGGAACCUCAAAAGUUAACCAAUCCCGUGAACGGGUUAGGCAACUCAGGAUUCUAUACCUGACGGAAGUUUAUGAAGUAGCGGCUUGUAAACAAAAAGGGAAAGUUUACAGACAUUGUUUUCAUCAGGCCUGCCAUUACAUUUUUUAUCCAACAUGUACUUUACUCGCAUAAAAAGGUUAGAUGGAAACCUGGUUAGUGGGACAAAAAUGUUUUACCAUGUUGCUCGCUCCACUAACUUAGCCAUUUAUCAGUACAAAGAUUUCUUCACUGAUAAGCACUGUCCCAUUCUCACCUAUUUAAUAAUAAUAAUUAUUUAUUUGUUAGGGACAGGUACAAAUAAAACAUUGACACAUUGAAGUAUCAACAUAUGCAUUGCACCAUUAUGCUUUAGCUUGCCCUAAUUUGAAAAAUGAAUCAAUAGAUGUGCUUUAAAAUAAGUGAAAAAGAAAAGACAACAAAAUGAAUAAACAAAACAUGUUACAAAAUAAUCACACAUGGUAGCAUUCUUGAUGUUCUUUAAACCAGCUUGUCACUUUCUUUGUGAAUUCAUGUUUUUCAUAUUGGAACACUAUAGUAACCAUUUGCUGCUCCCCGAGAAUGUGAGCCUAUAGACUGUAGUGUAGUCACUUGUUUAUAUCGGGGCUGUGGAGCAAGUCCAUGCAAACAUUUGAACAGAAACUUAACAUUAGCAAAUGUAAAAAAAAAAAUUCUACCUACAUUAAAAAAAAACACCCAUACGUAAAAUGUAUGCAGGCAUGAAUGUAAGUCGCUUUGGAUAAAAGUGUCUGGCAAAUGGCAUAUAUAUUUAUAUAUUAUGAUAUAUUGUAAUAUUUGUUUUGAGCAACUUUCAUCCUCUUUAUUGGCAAUGCAGCUGGAGAUUAGUGUUGGGCACGUCCAGAUGAACUUCCUGCAUAUCUUGAGCUCAGAGGCGGUGCAGCAUGUGACCAUCCACUGCCUGAACGUACCUAUCUGGAGGACCUCUGAGGACCAGCCUCCUUCACAGGGGGCUGUGCAUUUCAGGGCAUGGAGCGGGGAGAUCAUUGAGGCAGGUGGAGAGAUGGAGCCUCACGUCAUCGAGGACUCCUGUUGGGUACGGCUGCCAUGUUCUCUCAGUGAAGUGUACUCUCUGAGCUUGAGGUAG